CAAACGUUGUCGCUUUGACCAUUUUUUUCUUUUCUUUCUCCAUCUUCUUCUUUCUCCGGUGAGUCAAUUUGGAUGCGGAGAUUGAUUGUGACGGGGAUUGCGACAUCGACGGCGAAGGGAUUUCGGAGAGUAGUUAACCCUAACCUUUUAGGAGGAGGAGCUGCUGCUAGAGCUUUUUCUGAUUACCGAGAGAAACUGAGAACAGGGUUUCUUCACUCUAUCAGAUUACUUACUGCCACUGCCAAUUUGAGAAGAUAUGAGACUGUUAUCUAUUUCUCCCAGAAGAUGGAACUCUAUGGAAUCUCACACGAUCUCUAUAGUUUCACCAUUUUGAUUCAUUGUUUCUGCCGAUGCUCUCGUCUCUCCUUUGCUCUAUCUGUUCUUGGAAAAAUGAUGAAACUUGGUUAUGAGCCCAGCAUUGUCACCUUUGGCUCUCUGCUCCAUGGAUUCUGUCUCGUGAAUAGAAUUGGUGACGCCUUCUCUUUAGUCAUUUUAAUGGUUAAAUCGGGAUAUGAGCCUAAUGUUGUAGUCUACAACACUCUUAUUGACGGUCUCUGCAAGAACGGUGAACUGAAUAUUGCGUUGGAGCUUCUCAACGAGAUGGAGAAGAAAGGUCUCGGAGCCGAUGUUGUUACAUACAACACUCUCUUAACAGGUCUUUGUUAUUCUGGUCGAUGGAGCGACGCAGCUCGAAUGCUGAGAGAUAUGAUGAAGAGGAGUAUAAACCCUGAUGUUGUCACUUUCACUGCGUUGAUCGAUGUAUUUGUGAAACAAGGCAAUCUUGAUGAGGCUCAAGAAUUGUACAAGGAGAUGAUCCAAAGCUCUGUUGAUCCUAAUAAUGUCACUUAUAAUUCAAUCAUUAAUGGGCUGUGCAUGCACGGUCGUCUAUAUGACGCCAAGAAAACAUUUGAUUUGAUGGCAAGCAAGGGUUGCUUCCCUAAUGUGGUGACAUAUAACACUCUCAUUAGUGGAUUCUGUAAGUUUAGGAUGGUAGAUGAAGGGAUGAAACUCUUCCAAAGGAUGUCUUGUGAAGGAUUCAAUGCCGACAUAUUUACUUACAACACUCUUAUCCACGGUUAUUGUCAGGUGGGUAAACUUAGAGUUGCCCUAGACAUCUUCUGCUGGAUGGUUUCUCGUCGCGUGACUCCUGAUAUCAUAACCCACUGCAUUCUGUUACAUGGUCUUUGUGUUAAUGGGGAGAUCGAAAGCGCACUGGUGAAAUUCGAUGAUAUGAGAGAAAGCGAAAAGUAUAUUGGCAUUGUUGCAUAUAACAUCAUGAUUCACGGGUUGUGCAAGGCGGAUAAAGUGGAAAAAGCUUGGGAGUUAUUUUGUAGACUCCCUGUCGAAGGAGUGAAGCCUGAUGCUAGAACAUACACUAUAAUGAUACUAGGUUUAUGUAAGAAUGGGCCUAGGCGUGAAGCGGAUGAGCUGAUUAGAAGAAUGAAAGAGGAGGGGAUCAUAUGUCAAAUGAAUGCGGAAGAUGACCAUCUAGAAGAGCAUAGCUCAAGUAAUAAGGAGAUAAGCCUUGUCAGCUAAUGUUAUAUGAUCAGAGUCCAGUCACGUUUUUUUGUUGGGACUCUGAGCUAGGCUUGUUUGUUACAGUCAUAUGAGGGGACUGUGUAGAUUGGUUUUGGUCAGGAGAAGCUUGAAGUGUGUGGUACUUACUGACCGGUGGGUAAAGAAGCACUCAAGCAUAAAACUGCUGCAGAGAUGGUGUUGCAUCUUUAGAAUUCUGUAUGCUUGUACAUUAGUAUUAACUAAAUUCAUUAAUUUGACAUCUAACUUACUUUGUGUUGUAAUUCUCUUGUAUGCAAUGAAAAUGAAAUUUCAAAUAUUGUAAAUGCAAAC
Arabidopsis thaliana (thale cress) is the source of this 1848-nucleotide messenger RNA. Its product is annotated as Tetratricopeptide repeat (TPR)-like superfamily protein. Gene Ontology annotation, cellular component: mitochondrion. Lineage: Eukaryota; Viridiplantae; Streptophyta; Magnoliopsida; Brassicales; Brassicaceae. The coding region runs from base 73 to 1536 and encodes 487 amino acids. The transcript is spliced from 2 exons. The record is from RefSeq and is marked reviewed.